This is a messenger RNA of Penicillium canariense, 2031 nucleotides long. RefSeq lists its product as uncharacterized. The coding region runs from base 1 to 2031 and encodes 676 amino acids. Lineage: Eukaryota; Fungi; Ascomycota; Eurotiomycetes; Eurotiales; Aspergillaceae. The record is from RefSeq and is a predicted model, not a curated record. Gene Ontology annotation, molecular function: protein binding. The transcript is spliced from 2 exons.
AUGCACUUGUUUUCUGAACAAACUGGUCAUCAUUACAAUAGUGAGCUGAAUACCCUGGAGUCGGUCAUCAAAGGCCUGAUUCUAAGAUUGAUCAACCAGCGAGUUGAACUGAAAGAGUCUUUGCGGUGCCGAUGGGACCCUAGGAACGACCGAUUCAGUGAGGACGUUAGCUCAUGGCGAGCGUUGUGGGACAUCUUUUGGGAGAUGUUGGACCGGUGUGACUGCUCAAGAGUAUAUGUCAUCGUGGAUGCCCUUGAUGAGUGCCAAGAUAGCGGUAUGGCCGACUUCUUGAGACUCAUUAUCCGAAAUGGUCUUGAUCAACCCACCAAAAUCAAAUGGCUCCUGACAAGCCGGCCAUUAGAAGCAGCCGAGCGCACAUUACUAGCCGGACAUGAGCAAAUGCAAGUUAGUUUGGAGCUCAACUCCGAACAUAUCUCUCAAUCUGUGCAAACCUAUAUCUCCUAUAAAGUUGAUGAGCUCAACCUUCGAAACAGAUACGGAGAGGCACUUAUGAGAAAAUUGAAAACCGAACUUUUUGCGAAAGCCGAGGGCACCUUUCUAUGGGUGAGCCUGGUUUGCAAGAGGCUUGAGGAUAUCUGCGCGGAAGAAGCCUUGGCCACUAUUCAAGAUUUACCGCCUGGGCUACACCUUUUUUACGAUCGAAUUUUAAAUCAGCUGUGCGAAGGCCAGCCAGAUGAUGUCCAUAAUUAUAUGCGGCUACUGAAGGUAAUGAUGCUGGUAUACCGACCUUUGAAAAUGGAAGAAGCUCCCAGUGUGACCGGUCUAUUCAGUGGAGAUGAUACAAUCAAGUUCUUAGUUAAUCACUGUGCAUCUUUUGUCAGAAUGCAGAGAAACAACAUUGAAUUCGUCCAUCAAUCCGCUCGAGAUUAUCUAGCGGGGGAGACCGGAUUGGCCAUACUUAACUCGCAUGGUCACUAUGAGCAUUAUAAUAUUGUCCUUGGCUGUUUAUCUCACUUGAGCGAACAGCUAAAAGUCAAUCUUAUAGACCUACCGCGACCUGAUUCGACCCACCAAUUUGCAAAAUCACUGAAAAGUGAGAGGCAAAAUGUUCUACUGUCUUCCCUUAACUAUGCAACAACAUUUUGGGUACAACACCUCCAGGAAGUCCCACCAACGGUGAUAGCGCAAAGCAGGGAUUUUGAGGAAGGGCCAGUUGGGUUAUUUCUACAGACUAAGCUUUUAGAAUGGCUGGAAUGCUUUAGCCUAUUGGAAAGGCUCCCCAAAGCUGUUGAUUCGAUCAAUUCCCUACGUGAUAUGGCCAAGGCAAUUUCCACUUUCCUUACUGACAGUCUCUCCAAGGAGGAUUCUGUGGCUUUGGCACUUAUACAAGACGCUGCACGUUUUCUGCUACAACAUUACGAUAAUAUGGCUCGUUGGCCAUUACAGAUCUACAGCUCUGCUCUUAUCUUCAGUCCUGAAACAAGUAUUGUGAGGAUAAGAAACCUGGAAAAAAUUCCACAAUAUUUCAAAAGUUUUCCUAAGACUGAGAGCACCUGGACUUCUCUUAUACAGACAGUAGAAGGCCACUCAAGCUGGGUCCAGACUGUGGCGUUUCCCCCAGAUGGCAAGCAGAUCGCAUCAGGCUCUGCUGAUAAGACCAUCAAGCUUUGGGAUAUUGUAAAGUCUCACAAAGCCUCAAAGUUUUUUGGCCAUCGUUUGGGUAGUCGUCUCAAACUCCGACCAGAAAGAGAAAUCGAAAUAUCGGAGCCGGUGCUAAACCUCAAAUUCUCUGCAGAUAACCUAUACCUUAUUGCGGGUACUGCACAAAUCAGACUUGAAGAUACUGCGGCGGAAGAUGAACAUACGAAUUCAUUACAGGAUUUCUUUGUGAAAGAUCGUUGGAUAUGCUAUGGACUGAUGCCAUUUCUUCGGCUAUCAUCGUAUAUGCAUCCUGAUUGCUACGAUACGCAAGAUGAUCAAGUAGCUAUUGGAUCGGGACAUGGUCAAGUCUUGCCGUUUAGAUUCGAUCGAUCUACUCUACAUUCAAUGUUAGGGCCAGAUGCGGUUUAA